GCUUUCUACACUCACUCCUCUUACUAAUCUGCCCUCCUUCCUCUUGUCAGCGGGGGGAAAUAUGUGUCUCCCUUUCCUUGCCCUUCUCUUCCUCCUUCAUGCCUUUUAUUCCCCGCCAUUCCUUUUUCCUUCCAUCGAUUGCUCACGGUUGUGCCCACACCAAUGCAUUUGUUACGAGCACGCUGACCUAGUGGACUGCCGCGGCCGUGGGUUUGAGCAUGUUCCCAGAGGCCUGCCGCAUGGCACAUGGCUGCUGGAGCUGGGAGGAAACAAUCUGAGUGAGAUUGGCACCCGAGUCUUCACUGGACUGUGGUCCCUGCGGGUGCUGGUGCUGUCCAACAGCCAGAUACAAGACAUUCAACCACAGGCAUUUUUCUCUUUGUCCUUCAUGGAGAAGCUGGAUCUCAGUGGGAACCAGUUAACAUCUCUACCUGUCGACUUCUCAACCAGUCUUUCUGCUCUCAGAGAGCUGCGACUGGAGCACAACAACUUACAACAUAUAUCUGGCUUGGAGUAUCUGGACAACAUGGAGAAGCUCGACCUCAGUUAUAACCAGCUAGCUGUGGUGGGCUCCGGCGUGUUCAGGGGCCUCUCCAGGCUUAGACAGCUCUACCUGCAUAACAACAAGCUGACUGUGAUACAGCAGGGGAGCAUGGAUAUGCUGCCUGGGCUAGAGGUGCUCCAGCUCAGUAACAACAACAUCUCUCAGAUAGAGAAUGAUGCUCUGGCCCCUCUCUACAGCCUGGCUGUCCUCUCUCUGGAGGGAAACAACCUGCAACAUCUCAAGUUCAAGACCUUCAUCAGCCUUCAUACAACAGCGACACACAUCCAGCUUUCAGGCAACCCCUGGAACUGUGACUGCGAUCUGCAUCGUGUCUUCAGUAAGAUCUUGCACGUUCGCCAUCUCCACGUCGACGACUACCGCAACGUGACGUGCCAGGAUCCGCCGCAGCUGGCCGGGGCAUCGCUGGCCUGGGUGGACAGCCAGCUCUGCGUUGCCGAGACCGCCACAGUACUCGUCAUCACCAUCACCGUGCUGGUCACCGUGCUGGCGGCUUUGGUGAUGGCGGAGAGGAACAGGAAGAAAAACCGUGGGAAGAACUGGGACACUGAGUCACAGAAUCAAACUUAGAGCCGUACAUCCUGAGAGCCCACAUAACAAACAGCCAGAGAACAAUCAUACCUAACAAAACGCAGACCCUGUGAGUUCAGAGGCUUAACUCUGGGUUCGUCUAUUGACAAGGAGGCAUGCAGCAUCAAAGAUGGCUGCCAGUACUUGAAUGGACAAUCUUCCCUUUUCCUCUGACAUUCAAACAGCUGACAGAUCGGAC
Molecule: messenger RNA, 1331 nt
Organism: Centropristis striata (black sea bass)
Lineage: Eukaryota; Metazoa; Chordata; Actinopteri; Perciformes; Serranidae
Product: leucine-rich repeat-containing protein 70
Exons: 5
Coding region: 62-1132 (356 amino acids)
Cellular component (GO): plasma membrane
Molecular function (GO): protein binding
Source: RefSeq, a predicted model, not a curated record